Molecule: messenger RNA, 3059 nt
Organism: Amblyraja radiata (thorny skate)
Lineage: Eukaryota; Metazoa; Chordata; Chondrichthyes; Rajiformes; Rajidae
Gene: eme1
Product: essential meiotic structure-specific endonuclease 1
Exons: 9
Coding region: 212-2047 (611 amino acids)
Biological process (GO): resolution of meiotic recombination intermediates; replication fork processing; mitotic intra-S DNA damage checkpoint signaling
Cellular component (GO): Holliday junction resolvase complex; nucleus
Molecular function (GO): DNA binding; crossover junction DNA endonuclease activity
Source: RefSeq, a predicted model, not a curated record
AAGACUCUUCGGCCGUCUGUCGAAGCAACUGCUGUUUUCAUUCGUCGGCCACACGGGUUCCUUCCGGUUAACCGGCCAACGCGCGGCGGUUGGAUGGACCGCUCGUUGCCGCCUCAUCAGUUGCUGAUCCGGCCGAGCUGAUGCCGGUGACGUUCCUCACACAGUUGUUGUCGACCCGGUGCAGGUGUGCCGGUUUGGAGUUGCCAAGAAGAUGCUGUGGUGUAAUGAUGAUUCAUAUAAAGAAUCUAGUGAUACAGACUUGGAUGAUGAUUCUGCCAAGUUGCCUACUAUAAACUUCACAGGUAUUCAAAGUCAUGCAAUUUCUGAUGGGCCCAUGGAUUUUAAAUAUAGUGCUUCCAAAAAGGCAUCAAUUAAUGUAGAAGAUCCAAACUUCAAAAGCUGUGACCUUCUAUUACCUAGUGAAGCUGGAUGUGCUCCACUGGAUGUCAACCCGUCUGUUGCUUGCUUAUCCAAUGAAGUAGUAAUGGUUGUGAGUAGUGAGAGUGAUGGUGAGGAUGAUCUUGUAAUUCCUUUGUCAGAAAGACUAAAGAUGAGGUUUACUGAAAGCAAAAAGUUUGAGAAGACUGACCAUUCAAUUUCAAAAUCUGGUCAAGAAAACAGUAAUUUUCCUAGUAAACUUCAACAUGGUAAUGUUGAUCCCAAGAUUAAGUUGACUGAUGUCACUGAAAUUAAAGAUCAAACUACAGGAUCUUCAUUCAUUCGGCAGAGAACUAAUAUUUGUCAUUCAACCUGGGACAUUUCACUUUCGGAUGAUGACACUGAACCAGUAAAAUUACAUGAGCCUCAGUCAAAUUCGAGUCAGCCAUGUAUCGGGGAUCUCACAUCCUCCAAAGAGGUGACAUCAACUCUGCCUAAGCAUCGGAAAAAGAUUAAACCAAUUUCAUCAGAAAUGGGAAAACUUCAACAGGAGAAAUUGAAAAAAUGUGAAGAACGCGAACUGCAGCGAGCAGAGAAGGAAAAUAUUCGUAGACAACGGGAGGAGGAAAAAGCUGCAAAAAAGAUGUUGGCUGACAUUGAGAAGAUGUUGCGACCUGGGGAGUGCCUGAAAUCCAUGCAGGUCUUAAUUGAUCCAGGAUUGCUGCAGAUAGAAGGAGGAGGACAACUGCUAAGCACUCUGCAGGUCAUGGAGGUUAGCUGUGUAAUAGAAGAUCAGACCAUUCCCCACAGUGUGACCUGGAGGAGGAGACACCCUUGUAUUGCAGGGCAGCAGAUGGAUGCAGUGACUGAGUGGACGGAUGAGCUUCAUGUUGUAGUCCACAUUCCACUGGAGAAGUUUGUGUCAAUGGUUCAUGCACAGAAACGGGAAUUGGAAGGUACUGUUACCAAAGACCAGAUGACGUUGCAAAGUUUUACUCUUGAUAUCCUUCAGAAAAGUGCAGGGAGAGUUCCAUCGUUGGCCAUUGUGGAACUGGAGAAGCACUUCAGUUUACAGAAGAAGCAGAGAUCACAGAAGAAACCCCAGCAGACAGCUGCCAAAAAUGGACAAGACAAACGGAGACGGAAAGGUUGUGAGCACAAUGUGUCUCUGAUAUCAAGAGCAGAUGUCGAAAUAGCUCUGGUGCACUUGCAGCUGUCUGUUGGAGUUCAGGUCGAACUCUUUGAGACGUGGAAGGAGUUUGCAGAUUAUGUCAGCAUGUUCACCAAAGCCGUGGCUGAGGCCCCAUUCAAGAGAGCACGGGACAAUAAAGGAUUAUCUGUCUACUUAGAAAGUGAUGGGUCAAAGCGGGUGAAGAUUGAUCCUUCUGGAAAAGGUCUCCUAAACAUUUGGAAGAAGCAAAUUCAACAACUAAACCGGGUCAGCUCUGAAAUGGCAAAUGCUAUCAUCUCCGUCUAUCCAUCUCCAAAGUUACUUACCCAGGCAUACCAGAUAUGUAGUUCUGAACAUGAGAAGGAGAAGCUGCUGGCUGACAUUCCUGUUCGCCGUGGAGAAGGAGUAACCUCGACAACACGGAGAAUUGGGCCUGAACUGUCGAAACGUGUCCAUUUGCUGAUGACUACCUUGGAACCAGAACAUUUUCUUGAAUAAUGCAGUAGUAACUUUCUCAAGAUCAGAAGCUUCUGAAAUGCAUUUUUUAAAUUUGUUUCCGUAGACUGUCAACAUCCUUAAUCCCCUCCUGUGACUGGAAUAUGAGAUUGGCUGCUGGAGCGACAGUAACCAAUCUUGAAGCCUAAGUUACUCUGUAGCAAGGGACAAAAGUGAUAGGACAGGACAAAAGUGAUAGGAGAUAUACAGUUUAUUAUAGUGGAGAGAUUGAGAAGUGCAAUUUUAAUGGAUUGAUGUUAGUGUGACAAAUCUGGAAUUCCAAAAACAUUCACUCUAUCUUGAUCAUGCCAAGGCACUGUCCGAGCGUUCGGGAGGAGAACACAGCUUUCUUUACAACAUAUACUACAUUCGUUAAUGAGAUCAUUCCCUCCAGGCACGUUGAAGCUGCCAUGAAACAUCGGGAGAAGUUUGCAAGAGCCCUCCCACACUGAUGUGAUAGAAGUCGGUGUCAGAUAGUAAAAUCGGAAUUUGCACUCUCAUUCUAUUAUAAUAACUAAACUUGUGUAUAAAGUUUGAGAGAUUUGAUAACUAAUAUUUCAAUGACCUGGUGAGGAGCCUUGGUAGAGUCCCCUGGAGGGAAGGUCUCAUCCAUGGUCCUCUGUGAUAUUGACCUCUACAAACAGAUUCUAGCUUAAGAUUCUGUUAGCAUUAAGUCAACUGAUUUUGGCUAUUAAGGCAACUGGAGCACUUCAGAUGGCAUUGAAGCUUAAAAUGUGGGUUGUGGUUCUAAUCUUGAUGCUUAUACACAUGAUCCCUGAUGGAAAAUGUGUAGAUGUAGAAAUUUAGUGAGCUCCGGGUAAGGCUAGGCGAUAAUGCCUUCACACCUGUCAUGUAUUUAUUCCAUCAAAAAGUAAAGAAUUUGCAUUAUUUAAAAGCAAUGAACUGAAACAAGCAAAAAUCAGGUUUUCAUGAAAAAGUAGAAAGAAAGGAAAAACAAAAUUAAUGUGGAAAUAAUCUUGUCAGUCAAAAUAAAGGUUUUGAUUUAUUUUUAAAA